Molecule: messenger RNA, 877 nt
Organism: Populus trichocarpa (black cottonwood)
Lineage: Eukaryota; Viridiplantae; Streptophyta; Magnoliopsida; Malpighiales; Salicaceae
Product: calmodulin-like protein 30
Exons: 1
Coding region: 39-653 (204 amino acids)
Molecular function (GO): calcium ion binding
Source: RefSeq, a predicted model, not a curated record
AUAAAGAAUUUGAAUACAGCUACUCAUCAUAUACAAAAAUGUCGCACUUGAGUUUUCUCAAUUUUCAUGGUCUUCCAAGAAAUUCCUCCUCAUCAUCACUAACACCAACCGAGUCAAGAAUUUAUAGGGAGAAGAGGCAAAGCUGUAGUGUUUCAAAAUCCAUGCAACAAAACGUAAUCCUGGGACAAAGCUCUAAUGAGUCAAAAUCUUUCCAACCGAAUGUGGAAGAGAUGAAAUGGGUGUUUGACAAGUUUGACCUCAACAAAGAUGGCAAGAUUUCUCGUCAGGAGUACAAAUCAGCACUGAGGGCCUUAGGCAAGGGACUAGAGGAAUCUGAAAUGGUCAAGGCAUUUCAGGCUACUGAUAUUGAUGGGGAUGGGUACAUAGACUUCAAAGAAUUCAUGGAAAUGAUGCAUAACAUGGGAGAUGGAGUAAAGAGCAGUGACAUUGAAAGUGCUUUUCGAGUGUUUGACUUGGAUGGGAAUGGAAAAAUAAGUGCAGAAGAAUUAAUGGAGGUCUUGAAGAGGUUGGGAGAGAGGUCUAGCUUGGAUGCUUGUCGUAAAAUGAUUCGAGCAGUGGAUGGUGAUGGGGAUGGUUUGAUAGACAUGAAUGAAUUCAUGGGCAUGAUGACCCGUACCAUGAAAAUGUGUUAGGGUCCAUUUGGGCCGGAUUUUUAUCUAUGAUGACUCUCUUGUCUGCAACAAAGACCUGAUUGUUAUUUAGAGUUGAUUUCUCUUCUUUGUUAAAGUUGGCAAUUCAUUCCCCCGAGCAUUGUAUCCUCGGAGGAAUAAUUCGAUGUAUCUGGAGUUGUGUUCUUCCUUUAAUAUAAAGUUGAGAUUCAUGAAUAAUUUUUAUAAUGAAUCUCAUGUUAACGUGA